AUGUCCGACUCGUACACCUUCACCGUCGGCAAGCUCGAUGCCGGCAUGGCCAUCCUCAUCGGCGAGCGCGCGUCGCUCAUCGAGUUCCCCUCGCUCCUCCUCCCGCCCGACGUCGCCGCCGGCAGCAUCGUCAACAUCAGCGUGCGCCGCAACGAGACGCAGGAGCGCACGCGCCGCCGCGAGUUUGAGCAGCUGCAGCAGGACAUCCUGGGCGCGUUUGGCUCGGAGCGGCCGCUGCCGCCGGCGCUGCGUGUGCGCAACGUAACCCAGACGUCCGUCACGCUCGAGUGGGACAAGCUGCAGCUUGCGUCUGCCUCGCUGCUCUCGCUCGACAUCUACCGCUCGGACCGCUUCACGCCGCAGCCACGGCGGCUGGCGGCGAUUCCCAACCCGCGCACCAACACCUCUACCAAGCUCUCCGGCCUCGACGUCGACGCCGAGUUUGGCUUCCACCUCGUCCUCUCCACCACGGCGGGCGUGUACACGUCGCCCGUCGUCAAGGUGCGCACGCACAAGAUGACGGACGUGCACGGCAUCAGCGUGUGCUUUGGCCACGUCUCGAACCCGGCGCUCGAGAAGGCGGCGCGCGAGCAUCUCGACGCCAUGGGCGCGCGCUACGCCGACAAGAUUGCCAUAGAGACGACGCACUACGUGUGCGACGAUCCUCGCAACCGAGGCGACCCCAAUGGCCGGCCGCAGCAGGGCACCAUGUGGCUCAAGGCACAGCAGCUCAGCAUCCCCGUGGUGCAGCCGCAGUGGGUCUUUGCGUGCAAGGAGCAGGGCCGGAUGGUGCCAAUCGCCUCGUUCUACCUCGGCCAAGAGCCACCA
Molecule: messenger RNA, 828 nt
Organism: Tilletiopsis washingtonensis
Lineage: Eukaryota; Fungi; Basidiomycota; Exobasidiomycetes; Entylomatales
Exons: 3
Biological process (GO): conjugation with cellular fusion; Golgi to plasma membrane transport
Cellular component (GO): trans-Golgi network; exomer complex
Molecular function (GO): protein dimerization activity
Source: RefSeq, a predicted model, not a curated record